Molecule: messenger RNA, 2583 nt
Organism: Lithohypha guttulata
Lineage: Eukaryota; Fungi; Ascomycota; Eurotiomycetes; Chaetothyriales; Trichomeriaceae
Exons: 1
Coding region: 1-2583 (860 amino acids)
Source: RefSeq, a predicted model, not a curated record
AUGUUACCAUCGUCUCUCCAAAGCAGCUAUAGGCUGUACAAACAAGACACCGACGACAUCGCGACAUGGCUAGCAGAAACUGCUCGCCUUACAGGCUACACAUCAGAGGCCUUACCAGCUCCAACUCAAACUGUGCAAGUCAAGACAAAAUCUAAAGGAAAAUCAAAGAGCAAAACGAAGAAACAACUUCGUGAUGCAGCUAGGCGUGUGCCCAAGGAGCAAAGAGAGCAUGUCAUACCGAUUCGAGAGUUUGCAAUGCUGGCGGAACACAUAGCUCAACAUGUUGAAAAGGCUCUUAAGGUUCCUUUAUCCAUAUUGCACAAGCUACAGAGAACUAUUGACUCCCGAAGAGAAUGCAGCCUUUGGUUCCGAACAUACGAGCAGGACGAAAAAAGUGAUGAAAGCCAUGCCUACUUCCUAAGCAUUCUCGAGGGCGUCUACACGUUGUUGGAGCCUCACAGCUCCUUGCCGUCAGAGAAAAUGGAAUCCAACGUUCAAGAAAUUGGUAAUCUGUUCUCACACCUGCACGUUGAGGAGCCAUCGCACGAAUUCCAGGAGAGUCGACCUUCGGACUCAUCGGCCACAGUGCAACAAACGCAAGUCAUGUACCAGGCAGAGCAUCCGGCCACCAAAUCCGAGAUGUUGUUUGCAGCAUUUAGCAUGUUCAACGACAUCGGCAGGAUUCACACAUUCUUGACGAAUAUAUGGGACCAGUAUCACCAAGGCUCCCUCGACCUCAUCACAGUCUCUGUCACGAGCAACACAGCUAUCGAUUUCGUCCGUCGGCUUGAGAAGGACUUUUUCGGACAGUUCACUUCCAUCGAUGGGCCUGAAGAAGUCAUCAAUACUUUGAUUCAGCUCAAGUGCCAUGUAUCAGGCAACGACAUGAUACACAUGAAACCCCCCAACGGAGAUGUGCAGGAAGUGAUACAUUUCAUUUAUGGCGACAUGUUCCUGCUUCUAACCUCUUUUAUGGACGUCUUUUCUCUUAAUGCACCCCCAGUCUAUCGUCCCGGUCAUUUUGGCAAGUACGAUCCAACUGUAGAUCGGAAAAAAUUGACAUCUGAGGCGCGUUUCGAAGAAGACAAGAUUAUCUUAGCUGAACUUCUUUGCGACUUCUGGUUCCUUGCAAGGAGUAAGGACGGUCCAGCGUGGGAAGAUGGGCUUACUCAAGGCUUUCGUGUCAUGCUUAAUAGUCGGAAGGUUCAUAUCUGGACAAUGUUUGCGGCGAAAUUGUUCCUGGAUGUGCACCAUCUACUUCGGUUAGCCGAAGGAGUACCGUUCAAGCAGAUACAAGGUCUAGGUAAGCAUCUCAAAGAGUCCUGGUUACUGACUCUCCGCAUGCGCGACAGUUCUCAAGACACGCUUUGGCCAGAUGGCAACGACAGAGCAGUCCAGGGCAAUCUGCUCGACGCCAUUGAGCAAUGGCUCGAAGGUGAUAUCAUACAGAAAGGUAUAGAGCAGUUGGUUCAGGGCAAGGUGUCUGCCCCUCAAGGCAAAUUCCGACUGCUCCAACAGCACGCUCUGCUGUGUGGUCUUCUCGCUUUCUAUCUACAGGCCACAGCGCAGCGUACUGGUGUGCUGUACGCUAACGCACUUGGUGUCGUACUUUACACAGGCCAUCUCUACAACGCCGUGUGUCAGGAGCGUGACUGCGAGACAGCAUGGGCAGACAUGGACCUGAUGAUUAAUAUACAGACCGAGGAACGGGUGUUCGUUGGUGGCAAGCCAAACAAUGCUCAGGACUAUUUCAAACGAUUUUGUCUGUGCAUGGGUUACUCUGCUGAGACAUUCGCAGCUAACCGCAGACAACAUGUGCCCCUGGCAGCUAGUAGAGGACCUCGUUCGUUGGAGAUCAAGGGCGAUAUGUCUCACAUCUUAUAUGAGAACAGUUGCGAAGGGUCUGGUUCGUGUUUGGACAAGAUCGAAGAACUCAUCAACAACAAGUUUGUCGUCGAUAAGGACGACGGGAACGAGGAUCCUCCUGAGCCAGACACUGAAAAAGUCGCUAUCAGAAAACGUACCAAAGGCGAAACCAAGGCCUUCCUUCGCCAUAAGCUUCGCAAACAAGCGGCACUCUCACCAGUCGAGCUACUCCUCGCGAUGCAAGCAAUGAUGUCUCAGGAAGUCCCUAUGUUAGCAUUUGACUACUUCCACCUCCACCGAGCCUGCUGGAUGAUGCUGGAUACGAUUCAGCAAGUUCUCCAUCAACGAUUUUCAAAGUACUUCGAAGCGGGCUAUCUGGAAACUAAAUCGCAAUUGCCGUUCAUAGUAGGCUACAUUUUCAUGGUGGCCUCAGGCAGUCAAAAGACCGCAGAACGUUUGGGCCUGAAAAAACCUAGAGCAGGCAUGGAGGUCAGCUCGGAGCUGCUCACUGUAGCAGGACAAUUGAUACAAACUCUGCUGAACGAUCAAAACUUUGGCCCGUACUCUCGACAAGCUACAGCGUACAUAGCACGUGAUGGCCGACUGUUCUUCUCGCCUAGUGAAAAGGAUCGUGGUUCAUUGGAAGAUGGUAUAACGAUCGAUUUUGGUGAUUUUGAGUUGAUCUAUGCUGGUGAUACACAAACGGCAACCAACUAG